This is a messenger RNA of Bacidia gigantensis, 1845 nucleotides long. RefSeq lists its product as uncharacterized. Gene Ontology annotation, molecular function: ATP binding; protein serine/threonine kinase activity. Gene Ontology annotation, biological process: protein phosphorylation. The record is from RefSeq and is a predicted model, not a curated record. The coding region runs from base 1 to 1845 and encodes 614 amino acids. The transcript has a single exon. NCBI's taxonomy places the organism in Eukaryota, Fungi, Ascomycota, Lecanoromycetes, Lecanorales, Ramalinaceae.
AUGAUGACCGAUACCAUUGCACGAAUGGUUACUUCUGAUACAGCCUAUUCGCAUCCCAGUCUUGAUGAUCCAUCCAUCGAAUCUCCUGCAAAAGAACUUUCAUCGUUCAAACCGGGUCUAGAACACGGCAACAACAUACUUGAAGCUAGUUCUGCGAAACCAACCCAAGCCACAAUCUCUGGCUGUGCGACUCGGCCCAUUCCUAUCGUCGGUCGACUACCUACUCCGCAAAACUCCCCAAAGUUGGAGCCCGACGCGACACACGACCUGACUCUUCGUCUACCAUCAGCCGCUGUCGAAAGGAUUAGAAACAGAGCGUCUCGUAGGAAGAAACGGGCCAAGAAGCCAGCGUCUUCUGUGCAGAGCGUCCACGGCUUUACGCCUGUCGCGUCUGGGGACGAUGACUCAGACUUCUCCGUGAGCAGCUUUCGGGGAAGACAAGGCUCCAGUACAAACCGAGUACCCAGUGUCGUGAGGAAAGACCUGAAUCUGGGCGGUCUUAGUGGGACAGGAAUUGAUUUAGAAGGACGGUCGUCGUCGCCAUCUCCUGGUGUGAGCUCUCUGACACGUCAGCUGGAUGAGAUGAGUUGCCGAUCCAGCUCUGAACGGCCUCCCACAAAUAGAAAUAGGAGCAAGCUCGCACAAGCCACUAGUAGCGAAAGCGCAAUUUCGGCGACUAGUAGCGACGAUGACUUUACUCAGACCACAAGCUACGAGAUUCCAUUACAACAUGACUUUGUUAGCUCGGAUGUUUCUGAGAAGGAGAAGCGCGACGCACGACAAAAUUCUGUCUUCAAUGGUGGUGUUGUUCGGAAGAUGCAGGCAACCGACUUCUGUCCUCUCCGUUGCCUUGGCAAGGGAACAUAUGGGACCGUUCUUUUGGUCAAGCAGGAAAGUACAGGAAAGCUUUAUGCGCAAAAACAAUUCCGCAAGGCUUCUUUGACUAUUCGUAAAAAGUUGGUGGAGCAGACAAAGACGGAGCGCACCAUUCUCGAAAGUGUCAAUCGUCACCCUUUCGUCGUGAAGCUGUAUUAUGCAUUUCAGGAUCACGAGAAGCUCUACUUGAUUCUCGAAUAUGCGCAGGGUGGAGAGCUCUUCGAGCGAAUGCGGAACGAGCAUAUGUUCCCGGAGGGUACCGCAGCUUUCUAUAUGGGUGAGAUGGUACUUGCACUCGAGCAUUUGCAUAAGAAUUUAGGCGUUGUCUAUCGUGAUCUCAAGCCUGAAAAUUGUCUUCUUGAUGCUGAAGGUCAUCUACUACUGACUGAUUUUGGUCUCAGUAAAGUGGCCGCCGAUGAUGGGCAAUGUCGUAGCAUGACUGGGACUGUUGAGUAUAUGGCACCGGAGGUCAUUCAAGAACAACAGUACGGCACUCAAGUGGACUGGUGGUCAUUUGGGAUCUUAGCUGUCGACUUGCUCACUGGAGCGACCCCGUUCCAUGCCAACAAUGACAUGAAAAUUCGGGAGAAGAUUGUCAAAUCGAAGCUUGUGCUUCCGUAUUACCUCAGCCCCGAUGCAAAGGAUUUAGUCACGCGAUUUCUACGAAAAGAGCCGAAGAAGAGACUAGGCGCUUCCAUGCCCAAAGAUAUGCAGACAAUCAAGACCCAUCGUUUCUUUCGGAAGAUCGAUUGGAGGAAACUGCAAAAGAGAGAAGUGGAGCCACCAAUCAAGCCAUUGAUCACGGACCCAGAACUUGCUGAGAAUUUCUCUAUAGAGUUCACGAGUUUGGCCGUGAGCCCCGUGACGCCAGCGCCCUGGGAUCCACUGAUUCAUGGCGAGCACGACCCUUUUGGAGGCUUCAGUUUUGUGGGAAGCCGAAGUUUGCUUGAAGAGGCUCUUGGAUCAUAG